UCAAGCGGAGCGUUCGGUUCGAUAGGUUGCCCCUAAAGAAAGUCAGUCGGAAGUCCUCAAAAGUGUCCCUUUCACACACAGAAACAGAGAGAGAGAAAAGGGAAAGUGCGCGCGAAUUUAAAUAUUAAUUGAGUGUGAGGCAAACUAUCGGUUGGUCCUCUGUGCUGAGACAUUUUCGAAGAGCAGCUAAGCAAAAGCCGCAACAAAAAUCCAAGCCGUCUUUCGAGGCCACAAAGUGAGAGAAACCAUGAAAAAAUCGGAAACCAAAACUGCGACCAACAAUGGCAGCGCCGCCGGAGCAGCUCCAUCGGCAUCCGCCGCCGCCGAGGCAGCCGCCGCAGAGCCAACCAAAGCCGAACUCGAGGCUGAAUUCGAUCCGAACGACAAGGAGCUGUGCCAUGCCGCAUUGAAGAUUCAGUCGACAUUCCGUGGCCACUUGGCACGCAAACUGGUGAACAAGGAUGCGCCCGAGGACGAGGACAUCCAGGAGAUCACCAAGAAAGUGGCCGAGGAGCUGGACAUUGAUUUAACCGAUCCCGAGCUUAACAAGGCGGCCACCAAAAUCCAGGCCUCCUUCCGCGGCCACAAGACACGCCGGGAAGCCCAGCCGGAAUAAGGAGAACACUCAAACCGGUUGAAUUUUGUUGGUCACGGCUGGAGCAGCGCAGUCACAGAUGAAGCUUAAUUAAAUGCGUAAUAAAUAAAUAAAUACAAAAAUAAAAAAAAAAGAAAAGAGCAAAAAAUUUGGUAAAUUGUAAAUGUGUAAAAGGCCGAUCGCGAUGAGGGCACACAGUUGUAAACUUUUAAGUGAAUGUGUUUUAACCUAAAUGGCAAAACCGAAACCAAAAUGAUUCUCAUAACAAUUAUAUUAAAUGUAAUUUAACGAAAGUCGAGGGCAAAGUUAAGUAUGAUUUGCAAAGCUUUAAUAAAUUUAACAUUUAACAAAUAUAAUGAUUCGACAUACGGAGUUAUUCUAUCGACUUGAUUGAUUAAACGUCAAUUUUCGUUAAUUAAAACCCAAAUUCAACUUAACUUUUGCUUUUGGACUUUACCAAUUAAUCCCAAGACAGUAACUAAAACUAAACUAAAGUUACAUUUUCAAUGACAAACUUAAUGUUACAAAAAGAUAAAUAAAAGGCACGAUGUUCCAUAAAAUUUAUUGUAGGAAACAAAAAAACCAAACAAAGACAAAAAAUGCAAGGAAAAUGCUGAACAAUUUUUGGGAGAUCAUUUUUCCACUUUGUCUGGCCAAUGCCAAAAGUAAACAAUUAAAGAAGUAAUAAUAAAUUAAACAAAAAGAAAAAGAAGAAAAAUGUUAAUUGUACCUACAUGCGUAUGAACAUGAAGUAAAAACCAAAGAAACUCAAUGUUGUUUCAGAUUAAGGCAAAUUAGGGGUACCCAAGCAACGUGAAGCAGCUUCGAGAACGUCAACUCAACAAUUUUUCAGCCCUCGGGGCUAUCUAUAUAGUAAACUGAUGAAUGAAUAAAUGAACUUGAUGAAAACUAAUCUGGUGGCACAAUUUUGUUUUUCUACCAAGUGUAUUACAUAUUUGUCUACUCAAUAAUUGAUCCUCAGCAAGGAAACUGAAAUACACACACAUAUAUAUAUAUAUAUAUAUAUAUAUACAAA
Drosophila serrata is the source of this 1631-nucleotide messenger RNA. RefSeq names its product IQ calmodulin-binding domain containing protein igloo (gene igl). Gene Ontology annotation, molecular function: calmodulin binding. The record is from RefSeq and is a predicted model, not a curated record. NCBI's taxonomy places the organism in Eukaryota, Metazoa, Arthropoda, Insecta, Diptera, Drosophilidae.